AUGCUCAGUUCGGUUUGUGUCUCCUCUUUCAAAGGACGCAAGGGUGGGAACAAGUCGCCCAACAAAGCAUGUUACAGUGCAGACAUGACUUGUCCGUCAGACAGCGAGAAAAUCGUAAUAAACUGCGGAGGGGUGCGACACGAGACUUACCGCAGCACCCUCAAGACGUUGCCCGGUACCCGCUUAUCUUGGCUUACCGAUCCGGACGCGUUUAGCAACUUCGACUAUGACCCCAAAAUCGACGAGUUCUUCUUCGACCGCCACCCUGGCACAUUCACAUUCAUCCUCAACUACUACCGCACAGGCAAGCUUCACUGUCCCAACGAUGUGUGCGGCCCACUGUUCGAGGAGGAGCUCGCCUUCUGGGGCAUUGACGAGACGGACGUGGAGGCGUGCUGCUGGAUGAACUACCGUCAACACAGGGAUGCCGAAGAGGCGCUGGACAGCUUCGAGCAGCCCGAGCCAGAGGAGCCGGAAGACGACCUGGAGCUGACUGCGGACGGAGAGCUCAAGAGGCUGUGCCUGCACGAAGACGGACGCAAGAGGAGCUGGUGGAGUGUGUGGCAACCCUAUUUCUGGAAUCUUUUUGAGGAUCCGUAUUCUUCCAAGAAUGCCAAGUACUGUGCGUUCCUCUCCCUUCUGUUCAUCCUCAUCUCCAUCACCACCUUCUGCCUGGAGACGCACGAGGCCUUCAACACCAUCUACAACAAAACAGAAAACGUGACGGUGGGCAAUGUGACAACUCAGGAGAUCGUCUACGAGGUGGUGACCGACGGCUGGCUCACCUAUGUGGAGGGAACGUGCGUCAUCUGGUUCACCAUCGAGGUCAUGAUGCGCGUGAUCUUCUGCCCCUGCAAGAAGGAGUUCUUCAGUAGCACCCUCAAUAUCAUUGACUUUAUUGCCAUCAUGCCCUUCUACCUGGAGGUGGCGCUGAGCGGUCUGGACUCCAAAGCCGCCAAAGACGUGUUGGGCUUCCUGCGAGUGGUGCGCUUCGUCAGGAUCCUGCGUAUCUUCAAGUUGACUCGUCACUUCGUGGGUCUGCGGGUGCUGGGCCACACGCUCCGCGCCAGUACCAACGAGUUCCUCCUUCUCAUCAUCUUCCUCGCCCUCGGGGUGCUCAUCUUCGCCACCAUGAUCUACUAUGCCGAGCGCAUCGGUGCCGACCCUGACGACCCUACGGCCGCCAAACACACAAACUUCAAGAACAUCCCCAUUGGCUUCUGGUGGGCCGUGGUCACCAUGACCACUCUGGGCUAUGGGGACAUGUACCCCGAGACGUGGUCGGGGAUGCUAGUGGGCGCACUAUGUGCCCUGGCGGGGGUGCUGACCAUUGCCAUGCCUGUGCCCGUCAUCGUCAACAACUUUGGCAUGUACUACUCACUGGCCAUGGCCAAGCAGAAGCUGCCCAAGAGGAAGGGCAAGCACAUCCCUCGGCCCACCAUGCCGGGCUCGCCCAACUACUGCAAGCCAGACGCCCUGGCCAUGGCCACUGCCGGGCCGGGUAUGGUGGGCUCAGGCAGCCUGGGGGGAGGGGACUGCCCUCUGGCCCAGGAGGAGAUCAUCGAGAUCAACAGGACAGGUCGUGAGGCAUGGACCAACACAUUUCUACAAUCAAGAUGGCGGCAGGGCAGUUUCGCUAAGCGUGUUGUGUCACGCUGUUUGUUUAUUUCAAGUGUUACACGUUUUUAUUACUUCGCAAAAACCGUUAUAGGCUGUGAAAGUUAAACAACAGGCAAAAUCUAAAAUCCUACAGGAUCAAAGCAAUCGAAGUGUUAAAAUCGCUAGUAAACCAAGCAGGGACAUCUGCUGGUUUCGACAUGAGGAGAUAAGCCGGUGUGGUGCCCUCCCUGAAAGCCGAGAGAGGAUACAUCUGUGUUGUGACUGACUGUCUAGACACGUUUGGGCCGACUAGCCUUGGAUACUCCUCGACGGUCAGGUUUUUCAUCUGUGUUCCAGCAAUCUACCAGAGUCUUCUGACUCCUUUCCUGUCUUGCUGUGCUGUGUGCUUAGGGUUGCCAACUGUCCCGUAUUAGCUGGGAUGUCCCUUAUACUGGGCUAAAUUGGUUUGUCCCAUACGGGACAUCCCUUGUCCCGUAUAUUCAUCCAAUCACAGUAUAGCCUAAACGCGCCAAUUCUUGCAAAGUCAUUUCUGUUGUUGUUCAGUCAGUUUGGCAUAUCAAGGAAAUAUGGAUAAACCUGCAAAAAAAUAAAAGACUGUGCAGCUACAACAAACAAUGGGAAGCAAAAAAGAUGUGGGAUAAGCCCCGUCAGUGGUGACUGGAUGAAAGCUUUCUGUACUUUAUGCCGUCGGGAAUUCUCAAUUGGCCAUUGGAGGGGAGAGUGACCUAACUCAGCAUGCAUCCACAGAAAUGCAUAAGAAGGCCAUGCUGGCUAAAGGGGCUAGUAAUAUCAGUGCAUUCAUUGCAACGUCUACUGCAGAAAAUUACAAAGUCGCUGCAAGUGAAGCCUCUCGUAUGUGUACCAUACAGUUAAACACGGACUCGGCUACAACAGCACCGACUGCCUUGUUAAGCUCAACGGUGCUUUGUUCCAUGACUCAAAAUGUUGUGAAGAAGUUGCACUUGGGAAGAACGAAAGCUGAGAUGAUUAAAAUGAAUGUUUUAGGACCAAAGUCUGUGCGGGAUAUUUUGGAUGAUCUGUCCCCGACCGAAGGUGAGCCGGUGUAUUUCUCAGUUGCCAGUGAUGCCUCCAACAAGGGAAAUAGAAAAAUGUUUCCAGUGUGCGUGAGAUAUUUCUCUGUGGCUGAUGGAGUGCAGUGCAAGUUACUUGACUUUCAUGAAGACAGUGAUGAAACUGCAAAUGGCAAACAUCAAGCUCUGAUGAGCUGUCUGGAAAAGCAUGAACUGGAUAUUAGACACAUCGCAGCCUAUGCAGCAGAUAAUGCCAAUGUCAACUUUGGAAAACACCACUCUGUUUACCAGCUAUUGAGCAGUGACAACAAUCGCAUUCUGAAAGCUAAUUGCCCAGUUCAAAUAGCUCAUAAUGCCUGCAAGCCCGCCUGCGAUCAGCUGUCAGUGGGUAUUGAGACAAUUGUUUUAAAGAUCGACAGCCACUUCUCCGUAUCUGCUUCCCGAAGAGAGGAACUGCGAGCAUUUUUUGCCUUUGUUGACAUUGAGUGGCGUGAAAUUCUGAGACAUGUUUGCACAUGAUGACUCUCUCUUCAUCCAGCUGUCGAUUGUCUCCUGCAAAGCUGGCCAGCUCUGCAUACUUCAGGUCCUCUGGGGAGACAAAGAGUAUUUUUGAGUACGAAGAAAAAACGGAAGCUGCUGAGAUUUAUCUGUGCUUUUUCCACAACGUUGGGGUGUGUUUUUGACCAACUCGUAAAAAAGCUGGAGGAAACAACGCUCUGCAUGACAGAUGUUUACAAGGAAGUCCAAAAGUUUAAAAUGAAGAUGCUUCAGCGGAAACAGGACAGCUUUUUUUUGGAUACCAGACCAAGCAGCUGAUGGACAAACAAUUGUCAGCACAAAGAUCCAAGCAGCAACAGGACUUUGAAGUUCUAUGACACUGUGACAUACAUUGACCAGUGGUUUGAUUUCUCACCAGAACAUGUAAUGGUGAAACUGAAAUGGAUCGGCCUCUAUGAGGAGCUCUCCUUCACUGACCUGAAGCAGGUGGUGGUUGCCCUCAAAAUGACAGAGACCGUCAGUAUGGACCAACUCUAUGAAGAGUUUUGCGCUUGCUGGGAGGAAAUACAGAAAGCCAGACAGGAUACCACAAAAUCCACCAGUGAGAAGUGGGUGGCAGUUUUCCAAAACCUAGGGAAAGCCAACUUGAUCAACAUGUUCAGGAUUGGUCUCAUUUGUCCUCCGUGUGCCAGGCUCAAAUGCCUUUGUAGAGAGGAUUUUCUCUCUGAUGACCAUUUAAAUGGUCAGACUCAAGAAACAGAUGCCGCACAGAGCUGAUCAAAAAUGAACUUUAAAUAUCUGUGAACUGUGACUUGUCAUGUGAGGACUUCUCUCUGGCUAUGCAAAAGGACAAAGGACUGCUUGAAUCAGUCAAGAGCAGCAAAGAAUAUCCAUGGAAAAACUUGGUGAGUGACUCAUGCCCCUCUUUUCCUCUUUUGCAUUUGAAAUGUUUUUAAUUUAUUUUUUUGCUGUAAAGGUCAAAAUUGACAUUUCUUUGAUAAUUUAUUUUGAGGUUUAUAAAAAAAAAAAAAAAAAAAGCUAUAGACAAAAUGGAAUAUAACCAUGUUUUACUUUUCCAAUUUAAUAAGAAUAUGAAUAUACACUGUAUAGUCAUUCACACAACACCAUACCUACACCGCCGUGGCACCGUGCUCUGGCACGCUACCUUUUGUCCCUUAUUUGGUAGUGAGAAAGUUGGCAUAUUUGGUAGUGAGAAAGUUGGCAACCCUAUAUGUGCUGGAAGCCGGAGGUUGGUAUCUGCGCUGUGAGAUAACGUCUUGAUGCGCUGGGCUUCCUAGCCCAGCGUAUCCCGGCUGGGUGAACUUGCCACCUGUGAUUGGCUGGUCUACUGGGCACAAACGCUCUGGCAUUCUACGGGCAUGAAACACUUAGCACAGGGUGUCGCGCGGUGAAACUCCCCAUUCAUUUCAAUGGAAGGAAAGCGGAGAGGGCGGGGGACCUUUGGGCGGUGCGAAAGUGGCAUGGGGGGAGGUGGUCGAAAAAUAAUAUUUUCCCAAGUUUAUGCAAAUCACCAGCGGCAACCGUUGGGCGAUGACCAAUCAUAUCGAGUGGUUCUUAUGACGGAUUUGACGCUAUGCCACCCAAGGCUGGAGACUUUCUUCAGCAAAGAUGGCUGACAAAAUACUAGGAUGGAAGCAAAUGUAAGUUAUUAUAACGUCAUAACGAAUCGUGCAAAAAAUGUACAGUUGACAGGAAUAUGUUAGUUAAUGUAGAGACAAACGAUUAUGCAUAUUUUUUUAAUCAUAAAGUUAAUUUACGAAAAUCGCGAUUUAGCAAGCUAGCUGACAAGCUAACAUUAGCCAGCUAGCUGGCUAGCUUUAUGGGUGUUGCAAUUAUGGGUGUCGUAAUUCUGGUUUUGCUUUAGGGACUCCUGAAACAACCAGCAACCCAGGCUGUCGUGUUGUGAAACAGUGGAUGUAAAGAAUCUAGCUAGCUAAAGCAUUUACUACAAAUUGAAUGUACAAUUUUCUAAGCUUGCCCUGCUGAUAUUUGCCAUGCAAUGCAGAUAGAUGAAAUAACGUAGCUAGCGAUGUUCUUGCUUAUUGUGCAAUGGAGGAUAACAAUACAUGUAUGCCUAUGAAUGUGUAACGUUAACUAACUCACUUUUGUACUGUAGUAUCUGGGAUCUACAUCUGUUUAUAUUAGUUACUAUGCAGUUACUAAGCAGUAACGUAUUACGGCAGUGUUACGUUACUACGCCUAAUAGGAAAUGCACAUGCGCACUAGGGUGCCGGGAACUGUAGAGCACGAGGGGUUUUGACUAAACGAAAACGAACUGU
Molecule: messenger RNA, 5449 nt
Organism: Oncorhynchus keta (chum salmon)
Lineage: Eukaryota; Metazoa; Chordata; Actinopteri; Salmoniformes; Salmonidae
Product: potassium voltage-gated channel subfamily C member 1-like
Exons: 3
Coding region: 1-1725 (574 amino acids)
Biological process (GO): protein homooligomerization; potassium ion transmembrane transport
Cellular component (GO): voltage-gated potassium channel complex; neuronal cell body membrane; dendrite membrane
Molecular function (GO): protein binding; delayed rectifier potassium channel activity
Source: RefSeq, a predicted model, not a curated record